Messenger RNA from Malaya genurostris, 849 nucleotides. RefSeq names its product endothelial lipase-like. The transcript is spliced from 6 exons. The record is from RefSeq and is a predicted model, not a curated record. Lineage: Eukaryota; Metazoa; Arthropoda; Insecta; Diptera; Culicidae. Gene Ontology annotation, molecular function: lipase activity. Bases 1 to 849 code for a protein of 282 amino acids.
AUGUGCCAUUGUUUCCCAGUCCCAGUUAGCAUUGAUUUAACCUACGAAACCAAAUUGCUUAUACCGGGUUAUGAUGAAAGUGUGUAUCUGAAUGAAACAAGAUUGAUUCUUGAAGAAUAUUUGAAACGAAACAAACUGAACGUUCUAAGGAUUGACUGGCUUAAGCUUUCCAAGCUACGGUGUUAUCCGACGUUUGUUUCCAAUGUGCGGCAUGCGGGAAAAUGUGUCGCCGAUUUUCUCAAAAAGCUUCACACCAAUCACCCCGAGUUCAAAAUCAAGAAUCUUCACGUCAUCGGUUUCAGCCUCGGAGCUCACGUACCCAGUUUUGCCAGUGACUUGCUGCAAGCACAAAUCGGAGUUAAGUUCGCUCGUAUUACAGGUCUCGAUCCUGCUCUACCACUGUUCCUAGCAGCCACACGACGCUGGAAAUUGGAUCCUUCGGAUGCGGAUUUUGUGGAUGUGAUACACACAAACUCCGGAGAGUUUGGAAAAGUCGAACCAUGCGGUCAUGUGGAUUUUUAUGUCAACGGUGGACGAAGGCAGUCAGUAUGCGAGAAUGAUACAUUUCCGGCUCGCUGCAGCCAUCUGAUGGUGCUGCCGUACUUCACCGAUACCAUAUCUACCAACACCGGUUUCUGGACAACACAGUGCGAAAGUUAUUUGGAAUAUCUUUUCACUUCUUGUAGAUUCAACGUUAGUUCUACAGUUGACCAAAACAACCAGACGCCAAUAUCGAUGGGAGAGCACUGUCCAAAAAGCGCCAGAGGAGUUUAUUAUGUUGAAACUAAUUCAUCAUCACCAUUUGCUCUAUAUCAAUACAAAAUAAUGAACAGUAGUAUAGCUGAAUAA